CUCCAACAACAUGAAGAGGCAUAGAACGGGUAGAUGUCUCGGUUUUGAAUUAAUCACUCAACUGUCUUACCUCCCGAUGCGAGACCGAUGGCAAUAAUUUCAAUUAUCCUCUGAAUCCACUUUGUUUGAAGCACAUGCUCUUGCACCUGCUAGCUAGCAAGGAUUGCCUGGAAACAGCUGUAGCCGGUCAAAUACGUUGCGAAAGACGACUUCGAUAUCUCAGUACUCAUGCCUCCAUGCUCUCUCACUGCAGCUGCUCGUCUGCCAUUGUUGGCACCAUCCGUACCAUCGUCCUUGGGACUGUCGCUAGUGCAUGUACGGAGGAUCAGGUAUCAACCACACGACGCAUGGCUCGAUCAAGACGAUAUAAAUGAAGCAUACAAGUGGCAUGCCUCGUUUACGAAAGACUCUUUACCUAAGCCCCAUAACACCUAUUCUCGGUCCAGCGGGCCGGGCGGUCAGCAUGUGAACAAGACUGAGAGCAAAGUAACAUCAGUGUGGCCUCUUAGCGAACUUUGCAAGGGAUUGCCCAAACUAAUGCGCGAUGCUUUGAGGUCGUCACGGUACUAUGUAGAUCGCAGCGACUCAAUCAUGUUCCACUCGCAAACGGAGCGAAGCAGAACCGCUAACGCGGAUGAGAACCCCAAGAAGAUGUUCAAUGAAAUAGUUAGAAUAUUUCACGAGGUAGUACCCGCACCCACCAGCGAGACGAAGAGAAAAAAGCAUGAAGCAGCAGAAAAGGCUUUCCAUCAACGCCGACUCAAGGAGAAGAGACAUAUGAGCUCGAAGAAAGCAUCCCGAAAGGGAGGUGAAUAGCACGAUAUAAACUGCAUUCAUUGUGCUUGUUGUAGAACUCGCCUUUCUUCAUCCGCGGUUCAUAUAUCUAACCAAACGAUGAGACUAGGUAGUCUGCAUGGUUUAAGUACAACACCAGCUGGCAUAGCCCUGUCACUUGAGACUAGGGAAUUUAAUGGACAAACUGCGUGCGAAGUUUUGCUUUAUGAAACAUAUUCUGCGGAUUUCUCUUUCAAAGACUUCUGGCUUGUUCGCUCGUUAGUUUUAGGAUGCCUAUUGCGUUCAGCUCGCCAAACCAGAGUUUUGAAGCAUCCAUACCAUCAUUUAACCCUUGUAUAAGAAUAAAAUAGGUAAUAGUAUUAUCAAAACAGUUCUAUUAUCUUCGUAGGCAGUGAGCUUUGUGUGUCCCAUGGUCGGUGAUGGGCUCUCCAGCUUACUACCAAAGUAUUCAGGUAUGGAAAUAGUAUCCCAUUCACCACCCAAGCCACCUAAGCAUCACAGAUAGGAAUAGGUAGCUGGUUCACUUUUGAAAAAUGAACUAAAAACGGCCCUUGUUACCAUUUUAAUUGCAGAAAUUCAACACCAACUCGUGAAAGCGUUUCCUCACCCCCCAAAACGACUUGGAAACAAAGGGCCCAAGUGGCGGCUGGAACCGCUGCAGCCAAAGGAGGGGCAGCUACUCGAGCGGGGCUGCUGG
Messenger RNA from Xylaria bambusicola, 1492 nucleotides. RefSeq names its product peptidyl-tRNA hydrolase domain-containing protein. NCBI's taxonomy places the organism in Eukaryota, Fungi, Ascomycota, Sordariomycetes, Xylariales, Xylariaceae. The transcript is spliced from 3 exons. The record is from RefSeq and is a predicted model, not a curated record. Gene Ontology annotation, molecular function: translation release factor activity. Gene Ontology annotation, cellular component: mitochondrial large ribosomal subunit. Gene Ontology annotation, biological process: mitochondrial translational termination. The coding region runs from base 229 to 816 and encodes 195 amino acids.